CCUCCGAUCCAGAGUUCUGCUGGAAGCUUUGUUUCGCUAGCUAAAACUGAUCAAUCAUGGCGAUGGCGGCCUCAGCGUGCAAGGGCUUGCUGCUUAUGGCGUUGGCUGCUGCCGUGCUGAGCACAGCGUCCGCGACAUUGCAGUACGACUUCUACAGCUCGUCGUGCCCCCAAGCCGAGGAGGCGGUCCGCAAUGCCACCAUGAAGAUCAUCUCCGCCAACCCCACCAUGGGCGCCGCCUUCGUGCGCCUCUUCUUCCACGAUUGCUUUGUCAAGGGCUGCGACGCUUCCAUUCUGCUGGACCAGUCGAGUAGCAACCCGCAGCCGGAGAAGCUGGCCAUCCCGCUGCGCGGCUACGACGCCGUGAACACGAUCAAGGCGGCCGUGGAGGCCGUCUGCCCCGGCGUGGUCUCCUGCGCCGACAUCCUCGCCUACGCGGCGCGCGACUCCGCCAUGGUCUCCGGCGGCUUCACGUUCGCCAUGCCCGGCGGCCGCCGCGACGGGCUCGCCUCCGACCUCAACGACAUCCCCGCGAACAUCCCCUCCCCGUCCAUGCAGGUCCAGCAGCUCAUCGGCAGCUUCGCCGCCAAGGGCCUGAGCGCCGACGACCUGGUGUCGCUCUCCGGCGCGCACUCCUUCGGCCAGACGCACUGCUCCUUCGUCACGCCCCGGCUGUACCCGUCCCUGGACAGGACCAUGGACAGGGCCUUCGGCGAGGCGCUGCAGAGCGAGUGCCCGCGGCGCGGCCCGGGCGGCGCGGUGCUCGACAACAACAAGGUCAAGGACCCGAACGCGCUGACCAACCAGUACUACAAGAACGUGAUCGCCAGGCAGGUGAUGUUCACGUCGGACCAGACGCUGACGAGCAGCGCCGCCACGGCCAAGAUGGUGCAGGACAACGCCGCCGACCCUGUCGCCUGGAUGGCGCGGUUCGCCGGGGCGAUGGUGAGGAUGGGCGGCAUCGAGGUGCUCACCGGGACACAGGGCGAGAUCAGGAAGGUGUGCGGCGCCACCAACAGCGGUAGCUAGACGACCGAUCGAGCUGCCUGAAAUCUAUCUGCAUGCGUUGCAGAUUGAUCGCUUUGUUGUUGCACGCUCUUUGCACUUCAUUUAUUUGUAGCAUUGGAUCUUCUGUGA
Molecule: messenger RNA, 1136 nt
Organism: Panicum virgatum (switchgrass)
Lineage: Eukaryota; Viridiplantae; Streptophyta; Magnoliopsida; Poales; Poaceae
Product: peroxidase P7-like
Exons: 2
Coding region: 57-1028 (323 amino acids)
Biological process (GO): response to oxidative stress; hydrogen peroxide catabolic process
Molecular function (GO): peroxidase activity; heme binding
Source: RefSeq, a predicted model, not a curated record